GGGCGGGGCGAGAGGGCGCCUCAGUCGUGUACCGGAUCCCACCAGGGAAGCGUCCAGCUCCUCGAACGUUUCGGAGUUGCUCGUUCGCUCGGAUCUCUCUCUUUUCUCUCCAUUAAUCUUUCGAAAAACACUCCUCAUGAUUUUUAGAGGCUGUGUUUAACUAUAACUAUAAGAGGUACAAAACUCAUAUAAUCGGAUAACGCAUAGAAAGGGAGAGAGAAAAAGAGAGAGCAAACGUGAGAGCGGUUAUAGUGUCCUUCUCCGGGAUUCAAGAUAUCGUCUUUUCUUCUUCGUACCCCAUAGUAAUAGUUCGAAACGAGUCGUGCAUAGUAUUAUUAUAGUUUCAGCGGUACGGAUCAACCAGUGAUCAGUUCAACGCAACGCUGUUUAUAUCUUAUCGGAAGAUCCAGAAAUCUAUAUGAAAAUAUUCCUUCGUUCAAAGUAAUCGACGUUUCGUUUACUCUUCCCAUUGGCUUAUCCGGUUUACGUUUAUUGCGUUUACUUAUUCGGUUCUUACUGGUUGUAUCGAUUCGAGAAGUGAUACGGGCGUACAUAUAUAAAGAUACACGCACAUCUCAGUGAAACAAGUGAGAUAUACGUUAGAAAGAGGUGCAUAAAAAGAGUUUCGGAAAUCUACGGGGGAGAGACGUCUAUGUGCGCGCCCGGAGACACAGAGAGCUACCCUGGUACCUAGCGGACGACGCGGGGUGGUUUCACCAAUUCGGAGAAUCCACGUGUGAUUAGCGAAAAACAAAUGCAUCUACAACAUGUCACUGUUUGAUGCGAAUUUUGGGCAGGAGGCAUCAUCGGAUCAUACUUUUUUGAGAAUGAGAACUAGUGCUUGCGAGAGGGUUAAAUUCCAGGGUGGCGGGCUUCGUCAGCAGGAAGCGGCGAGUGUCGCGGAGCAGUAGCUAGUGAGAAGGAAAGAAACGAUAACGAAGAAGACGAAGACGACGCCGUCGGGGAAUAAGUGUCGAAGGGUGGCGGCGGAGGUGACCCGCAGGAGGUGGCGGCGGAGGAGGGUGGUGGUGACUUUGGAAAAGACGACUCCUGCGACUUGAGUCGCGAACCGUGGUUGGUGGUGGUAGUGGCCACGAAAAGAGUAGAGUAACCGUUUUCUGGCCGACGAGGGAAAAAACAGAAGCUUGGUGGUGGCGUUUGUGAAAGCAACUUGUGGCAAGAUGGGCUGCGCCAUGUCCGCGGAAGAGCGGGCCGCAUUGGCUCGUAGCAAACAGAUCGAGAAAAAUCUAAAAGAGGAUGGUAUUCAAGCCGCCAAGGAUAUCAAGUUGCUAUUACUUGGUGCCGGCGAAUCUGGAAAAAGUACCAUCGUUAAACAAAUGAAAAUUAUUCAUGAAAGCGGAUUUACACCUGAGGACUUUAAGCAGUAUAGGCCCGUAGUAUAUAGCAACACGAUACAAUCUUUAGUCGCUAUUCUCAGAGCGAUGCCAAAUUUGGACAUCAACUUUUCGACCAAUGAGCGAGAGCCGGACGCAAAAAUGGUGUUUGAUGUAAUCCAAAGAAUGGAAGAUACGGAGCCAUUUAGUGAGGAACUUUUAGCUGCAAUGAAUAGACUCUGGGCUGAUAGCGGGGUCCAACAAUGUUUUGGCAGGAGCAACGAAUAUCAACUCAACGAUUCGGCAAAAUAUUUUCUGGAUGAUUUAGACCGAUUAGGAGCAAGGGAUUAUCAACCUACGGAGCAAGAUAUUUUAAGAACUCGUGUCAAAACAACGGGCAUAGUGGAAGUCCACUUUUCCUUCAAGAAUCUUAAUUUCAAAUUAUUCGAUGUAGGCGGUCAAAGAAGUGAACGUAAAAAAUGGAUCCAUUGCUUUGAAGAUGUCACUGCGAUCAUAUUUUGUGUCGCGAUGUCUGAAUAUGACCAAGUUUUACAUGAAGAUGAAACGACGAAUCGAAUGCAAGAAAGCUUGAAACUAUUCGACUCAAUUUGUAAUAACAAAUGGUUCACUGAUACUUCAAUUAUUCUAUUCCUGAAUAAGAAGGAUCUUUUUGAAGAGAAAAUUCGCAAGUCUCCACUCACUAUUUGUUUCCCCGAAUAUGCCGGGGCACAAGAAUAUGGUGAAGCAGCCGCGUACAUUCAGGCGCAAUUCGAGGCGAGGAAUAAAUCAACCACUAAGGAGAUCUACUGCCACAUGACUUGCGCUACUGAUACAACCAACAUUCAAUUCGUGUUCGACGCAGUCACAGAUGUCAUUAUCGCCAAUAAUCUUCGUGGCUGCGGUCUCUAUUAGAAUAAAUAUUCCCGUUGCGGAGCCGAUCGAACGACACACACACACAUAUGGUUGAACUCACACUCAUACCCGUAUAUAGAACACAUGUUGUAUUGCAAGAACGAGGGAGCGCGUGAGAAUGAAAGACUACGAUAAUGUCAGCUACUGAGAGAAAGAUUGAGUGACAGAGCGGGAGAAAAUGGCUGAAAGAACGGGAGAAAAAGAGAUACACCUAUGUACCAUCGCUACCGACCACCUGCGGAGAUCUUCUCAAUUU
Molecule: messenger RNA, 2502 nt
Organism: Apis mellifera (honey bee)
Lineage: Eukaryota; Metazoa; Arthropoda; Insecta; Hymenoptera; Apidae
Gene: Galphao
Product: guanine nucleotide-binding protein G(o) subunit alpha
Exons: 10
Coding region: 1182-2246 (354 amino acids)
Biological process (GO): adenylate cyclase-modulating G protein-coupled receptor signaling pathway
Cellular component (GO): heterotrimeric G-protein complex
Molecular function (GO): GTPase activity; G protein-coupled receptor binding; G-protein beta/gamma-subunit complex binding
Source: RefSeq, a predicted model, not a curated record